Molecule: messenger RNA, 702 nt
Organism: Pocillopora damicornis (cauliflower coral)
Lineage: Eukaryota; Metazoa; Cnidaria; Anthozoa; Scleractinia; Pocilloporidae
Product: BTB/POZ domain-containing protein KCTD6-like
Source: RefSeq, a predicted model, not a curated record
AGUUCUUCCUAGUUUGGUUAGCAAACAGUGAGGAGUGAUUUCAAGCCUUGCUAAGGAAACGAAUUACUUUUUAGCUUAAGAAAAUCAAAUUUUAGCGGCGAUAUACAGAUACAGAAAGCAAGCAACAUGCAGCAGGGUCAAAGAAUAUUUAGUUUUCCCUCGAUUGUGAAACUAAAUGUCGGCGGUCAUUACUUCACCACAAGUCUUCAAACAUUGACCAGAGAUCCAAACUCAAAGCUAGCCGGCAUGUUUUCAGGGAAGUUUGGGAUGAACCGUCUUGAAGACGGCGCUUUCUUUAUCGACCGGGAUGGAACUCACUUCCGGUUUAUACUCAAUUAUCUGCGGAACGGAGAGCUAGUUUUACCGGAUGGUGCAAAAUUUCUCAAAGAACUUGAAACUGAAGCGCAGUUCUACCAGAUUGAAGGGAUACUAAUUAGGUUGAGCCUUUUUUCGGAGAUACUCACGAAUGAGGAACAUAUCAACGUGCUGCUAGGUUGGCUGCCUUUCCAUGACGCGAGGAUGAGGCGACGUCGCCUCGGUCUUCUGUACCGUGCUUCUCGAGAUGGCUUCGCAGCCGAAUGCUUUCACUCCAGAUGUGACAACAACGGGCCUACUGUUACUAUUGUGAAGAGUGGAGAAUAUAUAUUUGGAGGUUUUACGGAGCAGUCUUGGACGAGUAAGUAGUAAAUUAACUCAAUCGGG